CCGGCUCCGCCGAGGCCUCGGCCCCCCAGCCCCGCCUCGCCGCCGCCAUGGCGGACCCUAAAUACGCCGACCUCCCCGGCAUUGCCAGGAACGAGCCAGAUGUUUAUGAAACCAGCGACCUGCCUGAAGAUGACCAAGCAGAGUUUGAUGCGGAGGAGCUGACCAGCACCAGCGUGGAGCACAUCAUUGUCAACCCCAACGCUGCCUACGACAAGUUCAAGGACAAGAGAGUGGGGACAAAGGGGCUCGAUUUCUCAGAUCGCAUUGGGAAAACCAAGAGGACAGGAUAUGAAUCUGGAGACUAUGAGAUGCUCGGAGAAGGUCUGGGUGUGAAGGAGACGCCCCAGCAGAAGUACCAGCGCCUGCUGCAUGAGGUCCACGAGCUGACGAGUGAGGUGGAGAAGAUCAAGACAACAGUGAAGGAGUCGGCCACCGAGGAGAAGCUCACUCCUGUGGUGCUGGCCAGACAGCUGACAGCCUUGAAGCAGCAGCUGGUGGCUUCCCACCUGGAAAAGUUGCUGGGGCCAGAUGCUGCCAUCAACCUCACUGACCCAGACGGAGCCCUGGCUAAGCGUUUACUGCUGCAGCUGGAAGCAACAAAGAAUAGCAGAGGGACUUCAGGGGGAAGGGCCACCGAUGGGACCCCCCCAGACAGCAGUCUCGUCACUUACGAACUCCAUUCUCGGCCCGAGCAGGACAAGUUUUCUCAAGCUGCCAAAGUUGCAGAACUUGAGAAGCGUCUGACGGAGCUGGAGGCCACUGUCCGCUGUGACCAGGAUGCUCAGAAUCCCCUUUCUGCAGGUCUGCAGGGAGCCUGCCUUAUGGAAACUGUAGAACUGUUGCAGGCCAAGGUGAACGCCCUGGACCUUGCAGUUCUGGACCAAGUAGAGGCUCGGCUGCAGAGUGUCCUGGGAAAGGUGAACGAGAUUGCCAAGCACAAAGCCUCUGUGGAGGAUGCAGACACACAGAGCAAGGUGCACCAGCUUUAUGAAACCACACAGCGAUGGAGCCCCAUCGCCUCCGCCCUCCCCGAGCUGGUACAGAGACUAGUUACCAUCAAGCAGCUGCAUGAGCAAGCUAUGCAGUUUGGUCAGCUCCUGACACACUUGGACACCACUCAGCAGAUGAUCGCCAGUUCCCUGAAGGACAACGCCGCUCUGCUGACCCAGGUGCAGACAACUAUGCGUGAAAACUUGGCCACAGUCGAGGGGAACUUUGCCAGCAUGGACAAGAGGAUGAAGCAGCUGGGGAAGUGAGCACCUGGGGAGCUGGAGAACAAAUGGGCAGCCCUUGUCAGAGCUCGCUGAGAAGCUUCCAUGGGCCGCCCUUCCCAGUAACUCACAGCCCCUUCCCACUGCACAAAGGGCAAGGGUGCUUCUUGCAUGUGGGCGUAGAGCCCUCCCCUGACAAAUAGAGUGGUAGCUGGGGGCUAUUAGAUGGGAGCCUGUCCUCAGGCCCAGUGGAUGAGGAUGAGCCCAGCCACAUGCCAGCUCAUGCCCGAUAAUUGCUUUGCCCGUUGUGUGGGAGGACUGGACCCUAUCUAUCCUCUUAACACAGCUUCUGUGGCUGGCUGUAAUACUGUACAACUGUUUCUGACCAUUAAAUGCUGUUGUACUGUGUA
Phodopus roborovskii (desert hamster) is the source of this 1621-nucleotide messenger RNA. RefSeq names its product dynactin subunit 2 (gene Dctn2). The record is from RefSeq and is a predicted model, not a curated record. Gene Ontology annotation, cellular component: cytoplasm; centrosome; dynactin complex. Bases 48 to 1256 code for a protein of 402 amino acids. Gene Ontology annotation, biological process: mitotic spindle organization. Lineage: Eukaryota; Metazoa; Chordata; Mammalia; Rodentia; Cricetidae. The transcript has 14 exons.